This is a messenger RNA of Penicillium subrubescens, 2016 nucleotides long. Its product is annotated as putative respiratory complex assembly protein Rmp1. The transcript has a single exon. Lineage: Eukaryota; Fungi; Ascomycota; Eurotiomycetes; Eurotiales; Aspergillaceae. The record is from RefSeq and is a predicted model, not a curated record. Bases 1 to 2016 code for a protein of 671 amino acids.
AUGCAAAAAACAACAACGACCACGGAGGAUGCGCAGACAGUCACACUGAGGUCGAUGCUGGGAGAUCUAGAGGAAGAAUAUUCCCCUUUGACUUCAAGUGCAAUUCAUGAAAGAAUUGAGAGCUACAGAGCAUCUAAAGGACUGAAUGGGAAAAUGAACGAGACCGAGUGGGAGGCUGUACGAGACGGCCUAGCUUCGUCAUUCACCUACAAUCAAUUAUCGGACUACAUUCUAGAGUAUGGCCAGUUCGAGUCCCAGGGUGAAGGAAAUGCGCCAAGAUGGAGGCCUGGUACAUCCGCGUUUUUGCACGCCAACCCAGAUCUACACACGGGAGUGACAAAACGGGUGGCCACAACGCAAGACUUGAAGGGCAAGCCUUUGCUGGCAGAGCGGAUCCUUCGCGAUUGCUGGCAGAUGUCUAUUACUGACGAGAUUGGCCAGUUGGAUAUCCGUCUAUCGCCUGCCUUCAUUGCCCUACUCCUCAAUGCUGAGCACUUUUCGUUCGACGAAGUGGCCACUAUGCACCAAUCCAGCAUUGACAUCACCAGCUCCCUCGGCUUGGUGAGAAUCACUGGGCGUCAGACUGCCUGUGAUUCAAUGGGGGACAUUAUCCUUGACGCCAUCGCCAGAAUCCGAGAGGAAGCGACUGGUAUUGACACAUCCCGUCCAGGACUGAAUCAAAUGUACACACCACACUUGUUGGAAUGGAUCAGCAAGACUUAUGGUGUUACUCUGGAAAAUGAUGCCUCGGGGGUUCCGGAGAGAAUCCUGUACCUUGCAGAAAACAAACCAGGCGCAGACAACGCGCGGAGGGUACUCAACCUCGCUCUUCAGGAGGUGACUCCCGCCUCAGUACCUUUCUCAACCUACUUCCCUGCUUCGGAGCCCGCAAACGUAUACAACUACAACCCGGAAGGCAGCGUUUCAUGGCUGGAUCAGCAAAAACAAUGGUUCCGAUGGGCCAUGCCAUCUACACAGUCUACAGAGACUGAAAGCAAUUCCACUCCUUUCUUCGACGGCCACCAAACUCGACUGUCAGACCAUUUACUGAACCUUCUCCGCAAACCUCCUGUCCAGACAUCAAGCCCGGAUAACGGCUUAACUGUCCACGAGUCUGUGUCUGCUGCAGUAGGUCACUGUCUCUUCACACGCAAACCCUCUCUCGAAAACACCACCACCAGCGCCUCGCAACUGGGCAAACUAUCUCUUCCAAGAACUUUCUCCACAGAUAUCCCUCGGGUCAUAAACUUCCUGUCCUCACUUCGACCCAUCACCCCGGCCGCUGGAAUCCAAUUCUACAACAUCCGAUUGACUCCUUCUUCUGCAUUCGCCGGUGUUGCCCCAACUCUCGAUGUCAAAAUUGCAUCCAGCCUAGGAAAAACCCUCGGAGACCCGGAAGAUACAUUCGACGUGCAAAGCAUCAAGGUCAUCCGUGGUUCAAACGCCGUUGAUUAUCUCUUACCAGAGAACAGCCUCGAUCUACGCUUCACCCGCACAGUCUACCACGAACUCUCAGGCGAUGCACUUGCAGACUCUGUCGAGUACCAACUUCUCACCAAGAGCAUCAAAUCAUCCCUGCGGAACGUGGUCGGCUCCAAAGUAGAAACCAGGGGCUCAACAACCUUGUCGGCAUUUUGUCAGAUCUCUCUUCCAAACACCAUCGUCCAGUCUCAGUCACCAUUUGGCAACGGCCCCGCGCUCACGGCGGAGUACAUCACGCCUUCUAUUCAGAAUAUCCGCGGCGCCGCGAUUUCACUAUACGAAUUUGAGAAUCGAGAGUUGAGCUACGGUUACUACGAGAGUGGACCUUUCCUUCCUGCACGUACUAUCGAUGUUUCCCUGGAUAUGCAGAUUCCAAGCACGUCCACCGAUGUGGAUGGCGAGCACUCGCAAACAGAGCUGGAUACUGAAUUCCAUUCAUUCUACAACGCGGCUUGUCGGAUGGCAUUCAACAUUCAUGAUUUGAAGUUGUUGCGUUCUGAGGAGGUCAUGUUCCAGCCUGAGACUAUGUAUUAA